Molecule: messenger RNA, 2762 nt
Organism: Amborella trichopoda
Lineage: Eukaryota; Viridiplantae; Streptophyta; Magnoliopsida; Amborellales; Amborellaceae
Product: Pentatricopeptide repeat (PPR) superfamily protein
Molecular function (GO): protein binding
Source: RefSeq, a predicted model, not a curated record
UACCUUGGAGCCUUUUGAUGUGGUAUUUCUGGUUGUUCCGCGACACACCAUAGAAAGGGAGGUUCAAAACCAAGAUAACUCUGAAGAGAGUCAAGCUUCAAGCUCUCGCUCUCUCUCUCUCUCUCUCUCUCUCUCACUCAACCAUGACAACUCUGAUGAGAGAAGAGUAAAGCUUCAAGCUCUCUGUCUCUCUCAAGAGCGAAGCUCUCAGCUCUCUCUCUUAGACCCACCAGAACCCCCAAUCAUCCCUUAAGCUAGCAACUGGUUUUGGUAUAGCACCUCAUCACUCUCAAAUGCCAGCCUUUUCAUACAACCAUGAUUCUGAAUUCUUGUUCUCUCUCCUCUCCUUCUCUCUCUAACCUCUUCAGAACCCCUCCCGGAUUGAAUCCUCUCCCCAAAGUGAGUACUUAUUUGCCAAUCCUCACUCCAAAGACCACUUCCCCUCACCGGAUUCUCUCUCUUCAAACCCAUCAAACCUUCUCUGAAACAGAAGACUUAGACCCCAUUUUUCUCCCUGCCCUUCAAGAAUCAGAAGCAUCAGUUGAAGAAGAAGAAGAAGAAGAAGAAGAAGAAGAAGAAGAAGAAGAAGAGGAAGAAGAAGAAGAAGGCUUGGACGCCAUUUAUAAGUUUUUCAAGUCAAGGCCAGCUAAUCGAGAUGCCCAAGAAGAAAGGCGCCUGCGCUUUAAGAAGAACCGGAAGCUAUCAUGGCAUAUUGCGAAGGUCGGUACCCUAGAAAAACCAGUUCAAGAAGACCCAACUUUUUCAAAUUUGGCAUUUACAUCAGAUAGCCCAGAUUCAGCGGAACCAACUAUCGCAAAAGAACAAAAUCACGAAGUAAAGGAAGAAAAUUUAGUAAAAGAAAUUGUGGGUAUUGCCAAGAGUCUUCCUGAAAAUGCAGUUCUGAGUGAUUUUAUGGGGCCUUAUGCUGGGAAGAUGAGUGAGAAAGAUUGUGUUUUGGCAAUUGAAGGUUUGGGGGAAGAAGGUUUGGUUAUGGAAGCUCUGUAUUUGUUUGAAUGGAUGGGUUUACAAGAGCAAAGGCUUGUUAAUCCUAGAGUUUACUCUGCUCUUUGUACAGUUUUGGGCUAUGCAAAGAUGGGGGAUAGGUUGAUGGUUGUGUUUAGAAACAUGCCUAAGGCAAAGGAGUUUUGCGAUGUUCGAUUGUAUAAUUCUGCAAUAAGUGCACUUUCACGGUGUGGAAGGUAUGAUGAAGCUUGGAAAUUGUAUGAGGAAAUGGAAGCCCAGAACAUCCACCCAGACCACAUAACCUCCUCUAUACUAAUAACAGCCAUGAGGAAAAAUGGAAGCAAUGCAAAGGAAGCAUGGAAUUUCUUUGAGAGAAUGACAAGAAAAGGAGUAGAGUGGAGCCCUGAGGUUUUAGGUGCUCUCAUAAAAUCCUUUUGUGAUGAGGGAUUGAGGAAAGAAGCCCUAAUCAUCCAAUCUGAAAUGGAGAAACGUGGGGUUCAGCCCAACACCAUUGUCUAUAACACCUUGAUAGAUGCUUACUGUAAGGCGAAUCAAACAGAAGAAGCUGAAGGCCUCUUUGCAGAGAUGAAGGAAAAGGGAAUAGAGCCCACCACUUCUACCUAUAAUACUCUCAUGGAUGCCUAUGGUCGAAGACUUCAGCCUAGUGUAGUAGAGGAUCUCUUAUUGGAAAUGCAAAAAUUGGGUCUAGAACCAGAUGUUAGCUCAUACACUUGCCUCAUUAGUGCGUAUGGGCGGCUUAAGAAAAUAAGUGAUCGGGCCUCUGAUGCCUUCUAUAGAAUGAAAAAGGCCGGAAUUUCCCCAACUUCUCAUACAUACACUGCUCUUAUCCAUGCAUACGCGGUUGGUGGUUGGCAUGAGAAGGCCUAUGCAGCCUUUGAGAACAUGCAGAUGGAGGGGGUAAAACCAUCAAUAGAGACAUACACAGCUCUCUUAGAUGCAUUUAGGAGGGUGGGUGACACAAAAACCUUGCUUGAGAUAUGGAAGUGGAUGAUGAGAGAUAAAAUAGAAUGCACUCGCGUGACCUUCAAUAUUUUGGUAGAUGGGUUUGCUAAACAAGGUCACUAUGUGGAGGCAAGAGAUGUUGUUUAUGAGUUUGGGCAGAUGGGUUUCGAGCCAACUGUUAUGACGUAUAAUAUGUUGAUGAAUGCUUAUGCAAGAGGAGGACAACAUGAGAAGUUACCCCAACUCUUAAAAGAGAUGGGUGCUUUUGGUUUAAAGCCUGAUUCAAUCACUUUCUCGACCAUGAUUUAUGCUUACGUUCGUGUUCGAGAUUUCAAGAGAGCAUUUUAUUAUCACAAGCAAAUGAUUGAGAGCAAGCAAGUGCCCGACUCAUCAUCUUAUCGGAAGCUGAGAGCGAUUUUGGAGGAGAAGGCUAAGACCAAAAAUAGGACGGAUAGGAGUGCAAUAUUGGGUAUAGUGAAUAGUAAGAUGGGUAAAUUGAAGCCCCAGAAGAAGAGUAAGAGUAAUAUGUUUUGGAAGAGUAGGAAAACCAGGGCGAGGACUAGGAGUAAGGAUGAUCCUUAUCAAUUCUAAUUAUUGUACUCACUAUUUGAUUGUUGAGUAAUCUGAAAAUUUUUAUUUGAAACUUUUCUGAAAUUAUCACACUGUAAAUUUUAGUUUGAAACUUCUGAAAUUGUCGCAAUUUUCAAAGAACAUAAUUCCCCUAAGCAUUUUGGGGUUUAUGACCUUAUUUCGUAUUUCCUGGAAUAUUUGUAGGAAAUAAUCAUAGGGCAAUAAAAACAUUUUUUCUGUUUUCUUUAGCUUUUCUUUAUUCGUUU